Molecule: messenger RNA, 943 nt
Organism: Malurus melanocephalus (red-backed fairy wren)
Lineage: Eukaryota; Metazoa; Chordata; Aves; Passeriformes; Maluridae
Product: C-type lectin domain family 2 member E-like
Exons: 6
Coding region: 87-737 (216 amino acids)
Source: RefSeq, a predicted model, not a curated record
GAGAAGGCUCUGCAUCAGCAUCAGUCUUGUUCCCACAGAGCAGAUCCAGGUGAAGCAAGAGCACCUGCAGAGGUGGAAUCCCAAAAAUGGAGGAAAUGAGGGCUUAUUCUGGAUUUUUGGGCGUGGAAAGGAGCAAACGGGCAGGUCACAGCCUGGAGAUGAAGCCAGAGGCACGUGUUGCCUGCCAAGUGAUGCUGGCAGUGCUUUUCAUGGUCCUGUUCAUCACAGCCAUCACUUUCGCAGUGCAGGCUUUUCAGCCUCAUGCCCAGCCCUGCUUUCAGUGUCCCUUUGACUGGAUCAGGUACAGAGGAAAAUGCUACUAUUUUUCGGAGGUUGAGGGGAACUGGACAUCCAGCCAGGACAACUGCUUGGCACUUGGUGCUUCCUUGGCCAUGCUGGACAGCGUGGAGGACUUGACCUUUGUGAUGAGACACAAAGGCAUCUCAGAGCAUUGGAUUGGCCUUUUGCGGGAGGAUGAGGAGCAGCCAUGGCAAUGGGUGAACCACACACCUCUAUCUCACCUGUUUCAAAUCCGUGGUGGUGGGCUCUGCGCUUACCUGGAUGGCAGUGGGCUCAGCUCCUCCCACUGUAGCAACGAGAAGAGCUGGAUUUGUAACAAACCUGAGCUGCAGAGCUCAAGCAAAGGCAACAGGACGAGACGGCCUCCAAACCUCUGUGUCAGCUCCUUGGGUGCUGCAGGGAGGGCUUCUCAUGCCCAAAUACCUGCUGCACCAUAGGGACAUGGAAGAAAACUUCAGAAAGCUUUUGAACCACCUGGGCAAGGUGUUAUUGGAGGUUGCAUGGGACCAACAAGGUGUUGGUGGGACAAGGGAACCUUUGAGGAACAAUGUAAGGCAGUUCCUGGGAAUUCUGGGGAGCUAGAGUGGCCUUGGGGCAUAUUUUUUGGGCUUGGGGCAACUUGCUGAUGGGUCAAAUAUAGAUG